Messenger RNA from Cyanidioschyzon merolae strain 10D, 2556 nucleotides. Its product is annotated as kinesin-related protein. The transcript has a single exon. The record is from RefSeq and is a predicted model, not a curated record. Gene Ontology annotation, molecular function: microtubule motor activity; ATP binding; microtubule binding. Gene Ontology annotation, biological process: microtubule-based movement. Bases 1 to 2556 code for a protein of 851 amino acids. Lineage: Eukaryota; Rhodophyta; Bangiophyceae; Cyanidiales; Cyanidiaceae.
AUGAUUCGAGACAGGGUUCCAGCCUCGCGACUGCGCCCACCAACCCCGAUCAACACUUCGCUGGAGGGCGUAGGCAGCCUGCUUUUGACUCGCACUGGUGCUGCGAGCACUGUGGUAGAGCGUGAGAAUAAGGCCCCCGGAAACAGUGACGGCGAAGGUGGCUGCAAGGCAGCCGGGUCGGCACCGGCCGCGUCUAAGGAGCCAGUCGGGCAAACGGUUGAGUCUCGAUCAGAAACGCCUGUGACGGAAGACACGGGUAAGGGUGCCGGCCCUGCGGCCUCCGGUUUGCAACUAACGUCUCAGUUUCCCGCCAGUCUCCCUCACACGUCGCUCCCGAGUGAAUCGGGGCCAUCGCAGCUGUCGACGUUUAUAGAGGAGACACGGCGGCGAAUGGAAGAGCAGGAACGACGUCUGCAAGCCAUGAUCCGUCUACACCAGAAGCAGCUUUCGAGCAGUGCUGCGCCAGCGGGAUAUAACCGCGGCCAAGGCGCUGCAGCGGCGGAGAUGGAGGCGUUGCAUACCAUGAUCUCGUCGCAGAAGCACCUCAUCGAUUCGUUACAGCUCGAAAAGGCUCAGGUUGUGAACGCUUUGCAAACAGAGCGUCUGGCAAAACAAAUGAUAGAGCGGGAAGUCAUGGAGCUUAAAAAUGCUCUGCAGGAGACUGAAAGGCGCAUGCGGCAACUAGCAAAGGAACUCGAGGAAGCCCGCUCGCAACAGCAGCACCUCAGCGAGAAAGAGCUGGGGAAACUGCGUGCGCUAGAGCGCGACUGUGCCGAGCUGGAGGAGGCUCUUGCGGCAGAAAAACGGCAGCGGUUGCGAAUCGUUGAGGAAAAAGACGCUGAAAUUGCUCGAGUGCGUCUGCAAUUAGAGGAGGAGUCUGCCGAAAAAAUCCGCCAAUCCAUCCAUAAGGAGCGAGUCCAUGCGGAUGAAGUGCGUCAAGAAUGCGAACGUCUACGGUUGCACUUGGCUGAGAAAGAAUCGGAAGCCAACGCGUUCCGUGAUCGCGUUCGUCUCUUAGAGACUCAAAUGCGGGAGAAUCUGGAGCGUCAAAGCGAGCACGAGCAAAAAUGCAGGCAGCUUGACAGUGAUCUGCUGUGUUUGCGCAACGAACUUCGCAGCGCAGAGGAGGCCAAACAAGCGAUCGAGCAAGCGCUCGAACGGUGCCGUCAAGAUAAUGCUGCGUUGAAAGCGGCUUGUCAAAGUCUCGAGACUGCGUUGCAAACUAUACGAGCAGAGAAGCUCUCUAUGGAAGCCAUGCUGGGUUCGCAUGAACAACGUUUCGAACAGAAUGACAACGAGAUCAUGGAACUUCGCGCAAAGCUUGCGGAUCGGGAACAAAUGGUCCGGGAGCUUGAGGAGCAAGCUCGGGAAGAUGAAAAGGUUCGACGAGAACUCCACAACAUGGUUCAAGAACUGAAGGGAAAUAUACGAGUUUUCUGUCGAAUACGUCCAUUGUUGUCUGAAGAACGCCAAUGCAACCCCGAUGUACUCUUCCAACCGGUUGCGCGCUCUUCCGGUAGAGGCCUCGAAGUGUAUGCGCCUUGUGAUCAGAAGCGUGGCAGCUGCUUCCGGACUGAUCGCCCGUCGUCCGGCGGAGAGGUAGCAUCCACUGCUGCAACGCACGAUCGACCAAGAUGGGUAUUCCAGUUUGAUCGAGUUUUCGAUGCUUCUUCCACUCAAGUCCAGGUAUUUGAAGAGAUAUCUCAACUUGUUCAGAGUGCUCUGGACGGUUACAAAGUCUGCAUUUUCGCGUACGGGCAAACGGGGAGCGGGAAGACGUUCACGAUGAUCGGUGAUCGGCAAAAUCCGGGCAUGAUUCCGCUCUCGGUGCGCCAGGUUUUCGCCCAUGCUGCUAGGCUCUCCGAGCAAGGCUUCACGUUCUCCUUCGAGGCUUGCUUUUUGGAGAUCUAUAACGAGCAUAUUCGGGAUUUGCUUGCGAAAGACAACGGCUCCGCGUCGACGGAGACUUCCGAAACGAACAAAUACACCAUUAAGGUGGAUCGAGCCACUGGCAGUACCUAUGUUAGUGAUUUGCAAAUGGUGCAAGUCCGCAAUGCUGACGACGUAGAACGCCUCUUGACGAUCAGCGCCCGCAACCGUAUGACCGCCUCAACAAAUAUGAACGAGCGCUCAUCGCGUUCGCAUUCCGUCUUUCGCCUGUACAUUCGGGGAGAGAAUCGCGAAAUGCAGCAGAAAAUCCACGGUCUACUGAACUUGAUCGAUCUAGCCGGAAGCGAACGGCUUGCGCGCAGCGGCAGCGAGGGCGAACGUCUUCGCGAGACCCAGCACAUCAACAAGUCACUGAGCGCCUUGGGAGAUGUGAUCGCCGCCUUGGCGAACAAGGACAAACACGUACCAUUUCGCAACAGCAAGCUGACUUUUUUGCUCCAAGACUCGCUUGGCGGUGACUCAAAGACACUCAUGUUUGUGAAUAUAAGCCCAACAGCGGAGAGUUUCCCCGAGUCGCUCUGCAGUCUGCGAUUCGCUGCCAAGGUGAACGCCUGUGAUAUUGGAACGGCUCGACGCAGCCAACGAGUCUCUUUCCAGGAGCCAUAG